Messenger RNA from Rhagoletis zephyria (snowberry fruit fly), 4228 nucleotides. It is a transcript of the gene stl, whose product is annotated as ADAMTS metallopeptidase stall. The record is from RefSeq and is a predicted model, not a curated record. Gene Ontology annotation, biological process: proteolysis; extracellular matrix organization. Gene Ontology annotation, molecular function: metalloendopeptidase activity. Gene Ontology annotation, cellular component: extracellular matrix. Lineage: Eukaryota; Metazoa; Arthropoda; Insecta; Diptera; Tephritidae.
AUUGACGAACAAUCACUCGCGGAUCAUUUGGCAGAGCACGAAAAGGAAUUAAUUUUUGGGAAAGCGAAAUCAAGGCGUCCACUCAAAUUGGUGCAUUUGCAACAUCUAGCAAAUGCCAAUGCCGCUGAGGGAGCAACCAAAGUUGCUGAUGCUGGUAGCUCAAUGCAGUCAGAACCAAAACAACAACAGCACGAGAAUCAGCAGCAAGCACACAAAUCAUCGCAUCGUGUCAAACGUUCUGGCACCAGCGCCACCACAGAGCGUCAAAGCGGCGCCCAACCGCAAAUGCAGUCACCAGCGGGCGAAAAUGAGGAGGUUGUCUCUGUGCAAAUAAAAGACAACGAGCAAUCGGUGCACCUACAGCUACGCCAGACACCGAAACUAAUCGACGAUGCGUUUGUAUUCAUCCGACGCUACGCCAACUCGACGCAGUUCAUUGAGGAUUCGCAUAAAUUAGCGGAGCGGUAUGAGCGGUGCUUUUACAGUAAUGAAAAUUCAGCACUUGACCUUUGUGAUGAUGGAAAUGUGCGCGGUGUCUUCCAUCACAACUCCACUAACUAUAUAAUACAUCCAUUGCCGGCACGUUUUGGCAAUUCCACACAUGUAAUACUCGAAUCCAACUAUCACACAGCGUCCAAUCAACCCAAGGAGUCUGCCUCCAUGCCGCUGGCGGCAACGGUACUUAAUGCAAGCCUACAAUUUGAACCCGACGAAGAAGAUUUCAAUGAGUUAAGUGACUUCAAUUUGGUGCCCACUGUGAUUGAGGACACUUUACGGCCCGCACGUAACUCCGAUUAUGAACCCAAUGAAGAAAUCGAAGGAGAAACAUUACAUAACUACACAUAUCAUCACAAAAGCAGGGGCGAUAAAUCUAAAAAAUAUGUGGAAUUAAAUUUACGCUACAAGCCACGUUAUCAUCACAACAACGAACAGCAGCAGCACAACAGUCAUCAACGUCAUCAGCACCUGAAACAACUGCAACAACAGCAACACCAACAUCUACAUCAACAACUAACAAACAAACAGAAGUCGGAUAAACUGCAACAACGCCAAAGAAAACAAAAAGCACAUCAUCGCAAACAAUUUCAUGAAACACUGCCACCAUUAGCGCAUAGCAAUGUAACUCAUAAGAGCAACAACAACAACGACAACAGCGAAAAGGAUGAUAGCAAAACAAACAGGAAUUCCCAAAGUGAUGAUAAGCAAAAGCGACGUCGUCGUCGUCGUCGUCGCCGUUACAUCGCCUCUGGCAGUCCAAAAAUACCACAAGAUCUGUAUAUUGAGACGGCGAUCUUUGUUGAUCGUGAUCUCUUCAAGCAUAUGUCGAAGAAUUUUCCCGACAAUACUGAAAGUCAAAUGAUACGUUUCGUAUUGGCAAUGAUAAAUGCUGUGCAGCUGCUGUAUCAUGAUCGUUCGCUGGGGCGGCGCAUCAAUUUCGUACUGAAACGCUUGGAGAUACUUUACAAUGAUCCGGCAAACUUGCGGCGCUCCGAUGAUAUUGAUACGUAUUUGAGUAAUUUUUGUGAGUGGCAGCAACGUUUAAAUCCGCCAUCGGAUACCGACACAAUGCAUUAUGAUCACGCUGUGAUCUUGACAGGUCUCGAUUUGUAUGUGGUAGACAAAGGCGGUAAGAAGAUCAGUCAGGUGGUCGGUCUUGCGCCAGUGGCCGGCAUGUGCACCAACACAUCUUCAUGUACCAUCAACGAGGGCAAACAUUUCGAAAGUGUUUUCGUUGUGGCGCACGAGAUCGGACAUAACCUUGGUAUGCGUCACGAUACAAUAAACGAUCGAAAUUGUGAUCCCACACGGUAUAUAAUGUCGCCCACAUUGGGCAGUGGGAAGACCACUUGGUCGGAUUGUUCGCGUGAUUAUUUGGAGGCGUUUUUAAGAAAAGGACAAGGCAGCUGUCUCUUUGAUCACGGUCAAUUUACUAAUAAUUUAGAUCACUCCGCUGAAGGCAUACUACCCGGUGAGCGCUUUGAUGCCGAUCAACAAUGUAUGCUUAAAUAUGGACGCAAUUCGAUGCGUGCCAAAAAUCAAAAGCAAUCGGAUAUUUGCACAGAUUUGCAUUGUCAGCGAGAACGUUAUACUUGGACAUCACAUCCGGCGUUGGAGGGUACUGAAUGUGGGCAAAAUAUGUGGUGUCGCAGCGGUACUUGUGUGAUACGACCUGCAUUUAUAGAGCCCAAUCAUCCGGCGAAACAAGUCACAAACGCUGGCAAAGUGGGCUAUGAUAAAGCAAACUUCUUAGAGUCGAGUAAAAUGGGCCAUUUGCUACAUGAAUACAAUUACAAUAAGCCCGCGAGUUGGAGUGAUUGGAGUGAAGGAAGUGAAUGCGCCUCUGGUUGUCUUUAUGGACCCUCACGGCGAUUGCUCGAAGGCAGCACCGGACUGAGAACUUAUUCGCGAAGAUGCGUCGAUCACCGUAGACGUUGUAUGGGACGCAACGAUAAAUAUGAGGCGUGCAUAGCUAAGCAGUGCUACAGUUUAAAAAUCGUAAUGACAAUCGAUGAUUUUGCUAAUGACAAAUGUAGUCGCGCGCAAAAGUCCGAUGCAGAAUUGACGGGUGAAGGCGUGCAAAUUAUAGGCGAUAUUGAGGAAUCGUGCAAAGUAUAUUGCCGCACGAAAUCGAACGGCACUAAAACGCGACGCUGGACUUUCCCAGAUGGCACCACCUGCCGCUCAACGCUAUAUCGGGCCGAAGAUAUUUCCUAUUGCGUAGCGGGACGCUGCGAAAAGUUUUCCUGCGAUAAUUCUACACAAAACUAUUACAAAUUGGAUCCAAACUUUUGCCAGCAGCGGAAGCCACCAACGCGUGCAGAGGAGUCGGAGAGUCGCCGCUACAAUUCGGUGCAUGCAACCGCGGCUAGCAGUAAUAAUGUGAAUUAUAAAAAUUUGAAUAGCAACAACAAUAUACCAACCUACAAUAUAUACGCGCCAACAACAUAUCGCAGCAAAUACGAGAAUGAAGUGGCAGUUCGCAGUUUCCAUGGUCAGGAGCGUGAGCCACCCUACAAACGUAAAUCGGAUGCAUAUCAAGCGUGGAAUAAAUACAGCUAUCCGCUGCGUGACUCAGCGCAACCUGUAGCACAGCCACAGCCACCAAAACCGCCACCUCCCGUCUCUGCUUCGUUGGUAGCCGUGGAUACAGCAGCCUCGGAGCCAGAGUGGAUUGUCAAAUCGGGCUGUCACUCGAGCUGUAUGGCCAAAUCGAAGGGCAUUCAAGUGGUGACUUCCCGGCGCACCGGUGCCAACAACAUACAGCUAUGCACGCACGCCGCCAAGCCCUGUGAGCGUUUGCUGUCCGCCACCGAACACGCGGAACACACUUGCGCGCGCUACAAGCUAAAGGUGCGUGGCCUAUCCGGCUAUGGCACGCAAAUUGCAGCGAGUGUUGACGAGCCGGAUAGAAGUUGUCGUGUUGGUUGCCAAGAUGAAUUUAUAAAAUAUCGUUUCUAUUUGGUGAAUGGCCGGUAUGGACAUUUUCCGCUUGGCACUAAGUGUUCGAACACAGAGGAGCGUUACUGUGUCAAUGGCAAGUGUUUGGAAUUCGGCCCAGACAAUAUACCGUUACAGCAGUCACAUAUUAGUUUGGCCUUAUUUCGUAGUCGUCGGUCAUUGCCGGCGCAGGAGUCUUUGGCGGAUAGAAAGUUCGCGGAGUCCGCUGUACAUGGCGCGCGGCAGCGACGUAGUUAUCUCUACUUUGAUCCUGUUAAUAUUACGGAGACGAUUACACAAGAUUUUAUAAAUAACAUUGUUAGUAGCAUAAUGGAUAUUGAGCAGCAGCGUGUCGGAGAGGAAGCUCUCAUACGCGAUCACAUCGAAUUUAAUAAUCCUAUACACAUAUCAACAGAUGAAAAACCAAAUUGAACUGCGAGGGAGCAACAUAUAUUUAUUUUCUUGGAUUAAAGUGAACGAAAUUAAGGCGCAUAUUAAUUGUAGAAAUAUAAUAUAUGUACAUGCAUAUAUAUAUGUAUGUGUAUCUAUCAUAUGAAUAUUUAUUGUAUGUGAUGAAGUUGGCGUACGGAAAAGUUUUUGUAUUGAUUUUUCUUGUACGCUUUGUGCGCUAAAAUUAGUGAUAUUUUCAUUAGGCUUUUAAAACAAAUCAUAGCUUUCGAAUCGAUCUUAAGUUUUUAUCAGCGAUUAUAAGCAUUCAUGGCACACGCUGUAAAAUGUUUUUAUUGUCUGAAAAUGUAUAGGAUAUAUGUAAAUAAAUGAAUAAUAGAAA